GGAUGGGCCGCGCUGCGAGAAGCCAACGCUAGCCAGCAAGGUGUGAAGAGUUGGCCAGAAUGACCAACUCCUCCUCCACGUCCGCCUCCUCCACCACUGGGGGGUCGCUGCUGCUGCUCUGUGAGGAAGAGGAGUCGUGGGCGGGCCGGCGCAUUCCCGUGUCCCUCCUGUACUCGGGCCUGGCCAUCGGGGGCACGCUGGCCAACGGCAUGGUCAUCUAUCUCGUGUCGUCCUUCCGAAAGCUGCAGACCACCAGCAACGCCUUCAUCGUGAACGGCUGCGCCGCGGACCUCAGUGUCUGCGCCCUCUGGAUGCCGCAGGAGGCGGUGCUCGGGCUCCUGCCCGCCGGCUCCGCGGAGCCCCCCGGGGACUGGGACGGCGCUGGGGGCAGCUACCGCCUGCUGCGGGGCGGGCUGCUGGGCCUCGGCCUCACCGUCUCCCUCCUGUCCCACUGCCUCAAUGAAGCCGCUGACGUGCACACCAGUAAUGAGUUGCCGUGA
Molecule: messenger RNA, 500 nt
Organism: Pteropus alecto (black flying fox)
Lineage: Eukaryota; Metazoa; Chordata; Mammalia; Chiroptera; Pteropodidae
Gene: GPR88
Product: G protein-coupled receptor 88
Exons: 2
Coding region: 60-500 (146 amino acids)
Source: RefSeq, a predicted model, not a curated record